Molecule: messenger RNA, 386 nt
Organism: Suncus etruscus (white-toothed pygmy shrew)
Lineage: Eukaryota; Metazoa; Chordata; Mammalia; Eulipotyphla; Soricidae
Gene: TOMM20L
Product: translocase of outer mitochondrial membrane 20 like
Exons: 3
Coding region: 1-294 (97 amino acids)
Biological process (GO): protein import into mitochondrial matrix; tRNA import into mitochondrion; protein targeting
Cellular component (GO): mitochondrial outer membrane; mitochondrial outer membrane translocase complex
Molecular function (GO): transmembrane protein transporter activity
Source: RefSeq, a predicted model, not a curated record
AUGGAAUCGGAGCCCAGCAGCUCCAGGCAGUCACCUGAGCAGGACUUGUGGAAUCCAGUGUAUAGCGAAAAAUGGAAAGAACUUUUUCUGCAAGAGGUACAAAUAGGAGAAUUUUGGUUAUCUAGAGGAGAGCAUCAGAGAGGAGGGGAGCAUUUUGGCAACGCCCUUUUAGUGUGUGAGGAGCCCCAGGAACUUCUGAGGGUCUUUCAACACACGCUCCCUCCCCAGGUAUUUGAGAUGCUGUUGCACAAAAUCCCCCUUAUCUGUCAGGUGAGCACAUUUUUGUCUUUAUGAAAUCAUAACAGCAUAUAACUCUACUGGGCUUUAUCACAUAGAAACAGCAAAGUACAUGUGUGACUGUCCCCAAGUUUUGAGUAAAUUCAUCU